Molecule: messenger RNA, 3721 nt
Organism: Seminavis robusta
Lineage: Eukaryota; Bacillariophyta; Bacillariophyceae; Naviculales; Naviculaceae
Source: the annotation of a GenBank genome assembly
CGCCAGUGCCGCCAGUGCCAAGUGGUCACUGGGAACCCGUAAAACUUGCACCUCGAGAGCUCCUCAACAGAGGCAACUCAAAGCUUUGGACACAACGACACAACCUCACUUUUGAGUGCUACUGGUAGCUAGCUAGCUAGCUACGAUAGUGCUUGGUUAGUUGGUUGUUCGUUCACGACCUCAGUUGCUGCAACUUUUGCACUUUUUCGCUGCGCAGCCUCCACCCCCACACUUUGACACCAACCGUUGUUGAACUCUCAAUCUUCACAAAUCUCACAACACAACAAUACAACAACAAUGGGAUAUUACGGAGACCUCGUGAAUGCGCUGUGCUACACAGCAUUCCUGCCGGUGUACAUGUACAUGUACCUUCAAGAUCCUCAGGAAGGAGCUCUACACAUCAACAUUGCCUUUGCCUUGACGACGGUCUUUUCGUGGUGGGCGUACAUGAAAGAAUUUCCCAUGGCAUCGACUCUGGCGUGUCUUUGCAUGUCAUUGUCCAUUGCCGGCAUGAAUCUGUAUCGAUGGCCGCAUUCGGACGAAGUGGUUGUCGUUCCCCAAUUUCUGUGGUCGCUUCUGGUGGUCUCGGGCAACAUUCCUUUGCCAUUCUCGUACAAAAUGGCCGGUGGCGCCGUCGCCUUGGCCAACGCCAUUGUCGUGGCGUACUGCACUCCCCUCCUCUCACUCUCGGAAACCUUACCGACACUACUCAGUGCUGCCGCUGUCUUUUUUGGAUUUCACUACUACUCGGUCAAGAAUGAAGAUCAGGAUCUGAUUGGCGCCCAGGGCGCCAGUCUCAUACUCGCGGGAACAUUUGCCUAUCACGUCUGUCACGAAAUUGUCAAAAUGUACGCGUACGAAGGUUACGCCAAAGACGGAGGGUUUGCCAUUUUAAAAGCCGCCUUUUUUGCCGUCGUGGGACUCUUUUCUUCGGAUGCUUUUCGCAAGGAAAUUGAUUUGAAUGAAACACUGGAUGCACUGGUCAAAGUGCGCACCAAAGAAAUCGUCAAACAAUCCAAACAGUUGCAAAUUGUCGAGCAUGCACUACAGUCCAGUGAAACUGCCAUGGCCAUUACCGAUCCCAAUCGAAGACUGCUGUGGUCCAAUGCGGCGUUAGAACGAUUGACCAUGCGGACGUCUUCGCAAUUGCAAAAUGUACAACUCGAAACUCUCUUGGGGACGUGUGAUAGUUCGUCGUGGUUUCGGAAAGAAGCCACGCACAAUGAUAUCGUCGUCAACGGGCAAGACAUUACGGUAGAGAUUUCUCCCAUUCCAGCUGCUUGGGAAGACCAAACCACAACAACGACAAAAGCAACAACUACAAGUACGAUCAAGAAUAGAAAGAAGAAAACCAGCCCCGCCACCAACAAGGAACAACAACCCUCAGCCGACCAAGAACAGUUUCAAUUUCUGGUCGUCUUGAAAAAUGUCACGGCCGAUAAAGCACGACAGCGAGCCGAAAAGGUUGCCGUCCAGGAAGCCAUGGCCGCCCAAGCCAUGCAAGAAUCCAUGCAAACACUCAGUCACGAACUUCGAACGCCACUACAGGGAAUCAUGGGAAUGACCAGUAUGAUGUUGGAAGAGUCGCGGCUCACCGAAUCCACCGCCGAGUCCUUGACGGUCGUCAUGACAUCGGCACGCUUGCUACUCACACUCAUCAACAAUAUGCUCGAUGUGCGCAAAUGCGACUGCGCCAUGAUGGAUGAAUUCGUUCUCAAUCCGCUGCUCCUCGAGUCGGCACUGACAUCGGCCAUUGACUUUUGUCGACCGUUUGCCGGUAUUUCCGGUGUCAAUCUCACGUUGAAGCUCCAGGACGAUCAAUCGUUGUUGCGUGUGCUAUCCAAUGAAUUGCGAUUUCAACAAGUCAUGAUCAAUCUUAUAUCGAAUGCCAUCAAGUAUUCCCAAGCCGGCGCCAGUGUUACGGUUCAUGUGGGUGUGUCCACCGUGCAACAGGCCGAGGAAACGGCCAAGAAUUCACUGACAUCGGGGUCGCCCCAGGAAGAAUUUGCUUCCAUGCCGGUAUCGCAACGAGAAUCCAUCAAAGUAACCAUUGUCCACGUGAGUGAUUCCGGGGCAGGCAUACCGGAAGAACAACGCGGCAAAAUGUUUGGCCGGUUUUCCCAGCUCAAAACAUCUCCCACCAACAUGAUUGGAGGAAGCGAGGCGGGACAACCGUCGGGGACAGGGUUGGGAUUGAAUCUGUGUUUGAAAUUUGUCAAGAAAAUGAACGGGACCGUCUGGGUCAACAACAAUCCAGACCGUGGGUCCACCUUUUCCUUUUAUUUGCCCGUGGCACUCAACGAUGUGGCAUUGGCCACACCGCUCGAUCAUCUGCCCAAACAGCCCGUCAGUCCCAAAUCGCAGGGUUCCUUUGAUGAAACCAUGUUCCAAGUGUUGGUCGUGGACGAUACCAUUAUCAAUCUGAAAGUUCUGGAACGAAUGCUUCGCCGAGUGGGGGUUGGAAAAGUCAAAACGGCCAGUUCGGGAGAAAAGGCACUGGAACUUCUUGAGUCAGAAAACUUCAACCUGGUGUUUACCGACCUGCAGAUGCCACAUAUGGAUGGAAUUGAGCUUACGCACGAAAUCUUUGCCCGGUACAAAGAAAAUACGAGGCCGAUUGUGGUCGGCCUUACCGCGGAAGUGAGCGAAUCGGCCGAUCAAAAGUGCAGCGAUGCUGGGAUGAUCGAGACCCUCCACAAGCCCAUUACUGCCUCGCAAAUGAAAGACUUUUUUGACCACUUGAUGUCCCAGCCAAUGCGCAAACUGUUCAACUAAAGUGCUUGUCAUUCGGUGAGGGCGCUUCCACAUUCCCCUGAGUGAGAAGAGAGUCCCCGUCGUGAUUGUUGAGAAAGCCUUUAUAAAGAGGCAAGGAUUGGGAGAGUUCACAGCAGCAAAGUCAUCUUGACCAUUCAGUUUGGUCUGAAACAAACAAUGCUGCGAUUACACCAGGUUGAAUCGGCACGUGGUGUGGCAAGUAUGAUGUCGCUGCUUAUCUUCCCUUGAGCGCCCCAAGAGGGUUGGAAGCUUUGUUUAGCGGUGAUUUUGUAGAUUGCCAAAAGCUUUCCUUCAUCUGGGAAUUCUUCCUCUCCAUACUUGGGGCGCUGAACAUGCAUGCAGAAUGACAAAGACUUGGCUAAAAUUGCUCAUUUCCUGAAUGAUUCGAUUCAAUCUUUUGGGCCUAAAGGGUCCUGCAGAAUUGCUCUCUUCGCGCUUUCCCUUUCUUCACGCAGAGUCAAACUCUUGAGGAUUGUUGAGAAAUUGUUGAAAAUGCGGCAUUGUUUGGACCUCGAGCUCUGGCACUGGGCAUUUAUCUCAAACCUCGCAGAGUUGGAGCUUACCAGCGUGGCUUGCAGCCAUGGUGGUGAAAGUCUUGCCCGCUCACCUGCACAUGGAGACAAUAGGCUGCGUUCAUGAUUCCAUUUGUGUCUCUAUGCAAAAGAUAAUAGGAAUGGCCAAGUAAUGGCACCACCGAUAGCCACCAACCAAGAGUUACCCUAUCCAAUCAUAAACCCACAAACUCUCUGCAGCUAGAUAGCCAGCCUAACUGGGGGUAAUCAUUUCUUUUGUGGGCUGAUGGCAUGAGGAGUUGAACGUCCGACUUUUCGCUGUCGUAUUAUUAGCAUUGGGACUGUAGGCUGUAAGGAAGUACAUUGCAGCUCUGCCGUGUUAUUUGACACGAACAAUUCAAGUUGGCCUCGCUCUUUGCGAUCCGAUCCACUUC